Messenger RNA from Anolis sagrei ordinatus, 2463 nucleotides. RefSeq names its product myocardial zonula adherens protein (gene MYZAP). Gene Ontology annotation, molecular function: transcription elongation factor activity. NCBI's taxonomy places the organism in Eukaryota, Metazoa, Chordata, Lepidosauria, Squamata, Anolidae. Gene Ontology annotation, biological process: transcription elongation by RNA polymerase II; maintenance of ER location; intracellular signal transduction. Gene Ontology annotation, cellular component: intracellular anatomical structure; nucleus; nuclear envelope. The record is from RefSeq and is a predicted model, not a curated record.
AUGCAGCGGUCCUUCAGCUCUGGCCUCAGCCUCACCACGCUCACCACCACCAAGCCCAGGAAGCCCCCCGACGGAGAGGCCGUGGGCACGCCCAGGAAGACCAGCGUUUGCCGCCUGCGCUUGACCCUCCCCCCGGAAGAAGGCUCACCUUCCCAGGAAGAGAAAAACAAGGCGGAAAAGGCAAAGAAUCAGCUCCGCCAUGUCCCCAAUGGCUUGUCUUCUGGAAACGUCCUUCACGGCGUGGUGUAUGGCGUGGUGCGCAGGUCCGACGACAACCACAACAAAGAAAUGGUGGUGUAUGGAUGGUCACCUCAUCAGCUGAGAGAAGAGAUGCAAUAUAUAAGAGAUGUAAGAUUGACUCUGGAAAAAGUAAGAAAGAAAAUGUACGGCGAGUACGAUGACAUGAAACGCAAGAUCCAAGAGCUUACGAACGAACUGGCAGCAUCGGGGGCUCAACAGGGAUCUCUGCAAAACAGCCUGCAAGUCCACUCGACCGCUCUGGACAGCUUCAGCGACAUGAACAGCUCCUUGACCUCGGCCUCCAUUGAGUUGCAGAGGACCUUGGUCGAUGUCACUUUGGAGAACACGCUCAUCCGCGACCAGAUCAAAAGCCUGAAGCAAACCCAUGAGCAGUCCAUGGAAAGGCUGAAGGAAAAGCAGAAGCAGCUGGAGAAGGCCAGAGUCGAAAACGAGGUGCUCAAACUCAAGGUGGAAUGUUCUCAAGAGGCCAACGCAGACGUCAUGAGAGAGAUGACCCGGAAGCUGUACAGUCAAUACGAGGAAAAGCUCCGGGAGGAAGAGAAGAAGCAUCAGCUGGAGAAAGAAACCCUCAUUGCUGAAACCAACAGACUUCUUUCAGCGAUUGAAGAUGCAAACCGGAGUAUGAAACUCUCAGAAACCAGUUUGCAAGAAAAAGACCAACGAAUAGGCGAGCUGGAUCAGUUCAUUCAACGCAUGGAAGAGGAACGUCAUCACCUGCAGAAACAACUCAUAGAGUAUGAACUACAGCUCCAUGGAGCAAGUCUUUCCAGCCAGCCACGCAGGCGGAGGUCACAUGAACUGGAGGAAGCCACGUCCAGCUUGCGGGAGCGCAUCCAGCACCUCGACGACAUGGUCCUUUGCCAGCAGAAGAAGGUCAAGCACAUGGUGGAGGAGAUUGAGCUGCAAAAGAGGAAGAUGCAACAAAAGGAACUGUUUAUAGUCCAGCUUUUGGAGAAAAUCUCUUUCCUCGAAGGAGAGAAUAAAGAGCUGCAGGACCGUUUAGAUUACCUGAUGGAGACCCAAUCGAGGCCCGACGUGGAAACCAGGGACGUGGCUGUUGGGGGCGACCUUCCUUUGAGGAAAUUUGUAUCCCGGCUUCCGGAUAAAGGGAAAAAGAUCUCCGAUUUUGCCGAGAGGCUGAGGGCAGCCAUUGCGGACGAGGAGGAGCGGGAGAGAACCUCUGGGCUUUUGAAGGCAGUGCGGCUGGAGUUCCAGAAAACACAAGAGGCCAUUGAAGCCACAAAAGAGGACGUUAAUGCCCGCCAUAACCCCUCCAGAUACGAAGAUGCUGAGGACAGUGGCAUUGAAGCCCAGAAAAGGGCUUGGGCUCAAGAAAGAAGCAUUGCAAGCACACCUGAGCUGUUAGCACGGACUGCCGGAGUCUCCAAACUACCUCAAGAGAACACGUUGCAGAGACCUGAGACCAGUCGGACUUUAAGUGAUGCCUUCGAAAGACUUUCUGUUGCGGAUGGAAAGAUACAGAAGGCCGAAAGCAAUGUCAAUUCUUUCCGAAACCUUCCAAACAUGCCACCCAAAACCCCACCUUACAUUGAAGUCCUAGAAGAGAGAGCAAAGAACUCUGUGGCAACGAGGAGGAGCAGGUUCAAAACCAAUGCGUUGCCAGCAGAGUCCAGUGGAUCAUCCCAUGGCUCGCCAAGUAUUUCUUCACCCGGAGGAAGUCUCUCUUCUUCUUCGCUGUCUGCAGAGGAAAGGCGCCGCAGGGACAGGCAGCACUUGGAUGAUGUCACCGCGGCCCGGUUGCCCCCUUUGCACCACCAGCCCUCCCAGUUAAUCCCCAUCGGAGACUCCAUCGCCAUUCAGAUCCAGCAGAAGGAACAGUAUGAGGAAAUACAGGCCAAGCUGGCGGCCCAAAGGCUGGGCAUCAAGGUGGGCCGCUACGAGCCGGAAGGAGGGGCGGCUGUUUACCGGGAAGCCCGGGACGAGGAGGAGGAGGAGGAGGAGGGCUACAGCUCUGCUGGGGACUGAAACUGGAGCGGACUCUGCGUCUAGAGGUGUGUGUCUUCCCUCUCUGCCCCUCUGCCCAUCUCUUGACGCUCCUCCUCUGAAAGGUGGGCCCUUUGGGAUAUCUUUGGCUGGACUUAAUGGAGAGGACCUCCUUCCUCCGCAAGAUCUGGAAAGGCGGGUGGACAAGUGCAGGAGGCGGACCCAUCUACACUUUCUAUUAAACUCUUUGUGCUCUUC